This is a messenger RNA of Plasmodium berghei ANKA, 852 nucleotides long. Its product is annotated as conserved Plasmodium protein, unknown function. The transcript has 2 exons. The coding region runs from base 1 to 852 and encodes 283 amino acids. Lineage: Eukaryota; Apicomplexa; Aconoidasida; Haemosporida; Plasmodiidae. The record is from RefSeq and is a predicted model, not a curated record.
AUGAAAAUAGUAAAAUUUUUUGAAAUAUUUAUAACAUUAAUUGUGUUAUUUAAUAAAAAUAAUAAUUUUAUAAACUGUAAUAAUGAUGAAGGUAAUAAAAACACUAACAUAUAUUUGUCUAAAUGUGAUAAAUCUUAUAAUUUUUUGGAAAACCCCCCGAAAUUUUCUGAUGCCUCUGACAGUUUGGCAUAUGAAUAUGCACAAAAAAAAAUAUUUGACAUAGAUUUAAAUACCCUUCAUAUUUCGCUUAUUAAAAAUUUACAAUUUAGCAAAUUUCGAAACAUUAUUGAUGUUAAGUCCUCGAUAUUCAACUGCAUUAUCAAAACAUUUCAACAAAUGACAAAGGCAUUGCCUGCAAUUCUUGAAGAAAUAUUCGAAUAUAACGAGUUUUGUAAAUCAAUUGAAGAAGUAUUUUCUUUUUUGUAUGAAAUUGACGAAACAUAUGAAUAUAUAAUUAAAAGUUGCCUUGAAUUAACAAAAAGUCAAAUUUUAUAUAAUUAUUUUAAUUCAUAUAUUCAAGAUAUUGAUGAGGUAAUAAAAAUGUAUCGAAAUGAUCCAUCUAAAAUAUUUUCAAAGUUUGAUUAUGUAAUAAUAUGUUUGAAUGAAUUAUAUAGAAAAAUAACUGGAAAUUUUUACCCUUAUAUUAAAGAUACAGCAUUAUUUAACAAAUAUAUGAGUGAAGUUAAAUAUAAAAAAAAUAACGAAGCAAAAGAUGGUACAAAUCAUAUUGAAGAAUUUAUAAAAUAUUUUCGAGAAAAUGUUCAUAAUAUAGAUGUAAUUGUUUUUUUUCAAGAAGUAUAUAAUUUUUAUUUAGUUAACAAUUUUUAUAUAUCAUGUUUUUAUGUCUUUUAA